This is a messenger RNA of Eucalyptus grandis, 1705 nucleotides long. Its product is annotated as omega-hydroxypalmitate O-feruloyl transferase. The transcript is spliced from 3 exons. The record is from RefSeq and is a predicted model, not a curated record. The coding region runs from base 180 to 1511 and encodes 443 amino acids. Gene Ontology annotation, molecular function: acyltransferase activity, transferring groups other than amino-acyl groups. Lineage: Eukaryota; Viridiplantae; Streptophyta; Magnoliopsida; Myrtales; Myrtaceae.
ACUACAGAGGGAAUACGAUGAGCAGAGAACAACUCACAAAUUCUGGCAGACAUCUGGAGUUGAUGCAAUUUAUUUGUUCUUAAUCAUCACAUUUGUUUUAUUAGAAGCUCCGAGGCGAAGAUCACGGAUUCUUCCUGAAGAACUCGGAAAGCUAGUCCAAGCUCACUCAGCCUGUCGUAAUGGUCCCGAAGCCCGAAGCGUCCACCUUGAUGGAGAACUCUAAUGGUACUAGUGUAUUCCAACUUUGUGUGACUCAAGGCGAACCGACGCUAGUGACUCCUGCUGAGGAGACAGAGAACGGGCUGUACUUCCUCUCGAACCUUGACCAGAACAUUGCGGUGAUAAUCCGCACGAUUUAUUGCUUCAAGUCGAUCGAGAAAGGCAAUGAGCAUGUUGGAGAAGUGAUCAAGGGUGCCUUGAAAAAGGUCCUUGUGCAUUACUACCCUCUUGCUGGGCGCUUGACCAUUAGCCCCGAGGGAAAGCUCAUCGUGGAUUGCACCGGAGAGGGAGCAAUUUUUGUCGAGGCUGAAGCAAAUUGUACUCUCGAAGAGAUUGGAGACAUAACUAAGCCUCAUCCUGAGACGCUUGGGAAAUUGGUUUAUGAUGUUCCAGGUGCUAAGAACAUACUAGAGAUGCCACCCCUGGUGGCUCAGGUGACUAAAUUCAAAUGCGGAGGGUUUGUUCUAGGGCUGUGCAUGAAUCAUUGCAUGUUUGAUGGGAUUGGAGCUAUGGAAUUUGUUAAUUCGUGGGGUGAAACAGCCAGAGGGUUGCCUCUCACAACCCCACCUUUCCUUGACCGAACUAUUCUGAAAUCCAGGAACCCGCCUAAGGUGGAAAACCUUCAUCAGGAAUUCGCUGAGAUAGAAGACAAGUCUAACACGGCUGAUCUCUACAAGGACGAAAUGCGAUACAGUUCUUUCUGUUUUGAUCCCGAGAAGCUUGAGAAGCUAAAGGCUAAAGCAAUGAAAGAUGGGGUUCUUGAGAAGUGCACCACUUUUGAAGCUCUCUCGGCAUUUGUAUGGAGAGCUCGAACUAAGGCACUCAACAUGGUGCCUGAUCAGCAGACAAAACUUCUCUUUGCAGUGGACGGGCGCCCUAAGUUUGAACCUCCUCUUCCAAAAGGGUACUUUGGAAAUGGAAUCGUGCUCACCAAUUCCAUAUGCGAAGCUGGUGAAAUUCUGGAGAAACCACUUUCUUAUGCAGUUGGGCUAGUUCAGGAUGCAAUCAAGAUGGUCUCGGAUGGUUACAUGAGAUCGGCCAUAGAUUACUUUGAAAUAACAAGAGCAAGGCCAUCUUUGGCUUGCACCCUCUUGAUCACAACUUGGUCAAGGUUGUCCUUUUACACCACGGAUUUUGGAUGGGGCGAGCCCAUCUUGUCGGGGCCUGUGGCAUUGCCCGAGAAGGAAGUGAUUCUGUUCCUUUCUCAUGGGACUGGGAGGAAAAGCAUCAAUGUGCUUCUUGGUAUGCCUGCUCCUGCUAUGAAGAUCUUCGAAGAACUGAUGCAGUUCUAGACAUCAGUUCUAGAUAGAGAAGACCUCUCUUGCUUGGUGAUUUAUUUAUGUGCAGGAUCCCAUAUUCUCAAAAUUCAUUUCGAUGUAUGAUCUUACUUAUGUUGUUCGAUUAUCUCUAAGAAAAUAUUAUGUUGGCUGUUGGCAUUGGAUAGUGUGGAAUCCAAAUAAAUUAGAUUAGAGAUGGUUUAUGGCUG